This is a messenger RNA of Porites lobata, 16654 nucleotides long. The record is from the annotation of a GenBank genome assembly. NCBI's taxonomy places the organism in Eukaryota, Metazoa, Cnidaria, Anthozoa, Scleractinia, Poritidae.
AUGGAAGAAAUCUUUAUCCCAAUUGGCGCGGGUGGAUUUCUUCUUGCAGUUGCUGGAUUUGUGUACUAUAAACGUCGGCGACGCCAGCGACUGCCUCAUGGGAUCGAUGAAGUUGAUCAAGGCAACAACGAAAGAAGACACCUCGUUGAUAGACAUGCUGAACCAGCCCCAUCUGAAAUCGAUAGUUAUAUUAACCCAAUAGGAGAAGAGAGAUCUGAACCACUGACGACAAAAUCUUGCGAUAUCACCGUGUCUAAGAGUAAAGACGAGUUCAACAAGCAAAGUGCGUCUGCGUAACAAUGUCCAAUGCUUGAACACUUUUCCCAAUUAACUCGUCUUCUUAAGUAUGGACACUCCUACAUGUACAGAAAAAAAUGUUGCAGAAUUUUUAAACAAAUAGCUUACUCAAAAGAAUCUUGCCAGUUCAUAGGUUAAAGCAGCCGGAACAGAUGAGUUUGCUACGUAAUAUUCGCUAGUAGUCUAAUUUCUUAUUUUAUUAUACCAUUUGCACUUCUUAAUGAUAUUAUUAGCAUUAUUCCUCACGUUACUUGCGCUUUUCACAUCAAAAUCGACACAAACUAACAACUAUAGCGGACGGCCAUGUUUUCAAGAGCUCCCGCUCUUGCAAAUGUCUACGCAAGAAAAGAACCGAGAAAAACGUCUGGGUUGAAGAAUGUUAUUCUUUUUCCUUCGUUCCUUUCCUUAUUUGCAAAUAAGCAUCAGUCAACUGCACACUGAUUUGAAAAUUGUUUAUGUUUAGUUGUAUAAUCUAUACCAUGUUGUUCCUAUAGUUUCCUUUGUAUUUUCUAUUUUGUUUUCUGUAUCUGAAUAGUGUGAAUAAAAGAUGGUGAAGAUGACAAUGAUGAUGCCAACAUGAUUCGCUUGAUUAUCAUGGCAGUAUUGUAUAUGAAAAACUACUUGUCAGGCCCGUAGCCGGGUUUUCUACGGGGAGGUGCGAUCCAACGAGGAGACGGACCAAAUAAGGCCGGAAGGGGCAAGUCUCUAGGGGGAGGGGGAGCUUUAGUUGUUUGAGUUAUCAAGGUUGCAACUGGAGGGGCUCGCUUCGAAUGUGUUUUAAUAGCGUGAGUCACCUGGGGUGGUCAAGGGGCAUGCUAUCCGGAAAAUUUUUAAAUUUAAGCCCUUUGAAAUGGCUGGAAAUUAAUAUAAAAAAUUAAAAUGGUGUGGUGAAACUUGGUAUACUUUCAACAUCAAAAAAAGUCGCUAUAAAAAAAAACCGUCUCCACAAAACGCAUGAUACAACAACAACUAUUCUCUCAACCUUCGACAUCAUCGCAUUUAUAGUUGCAAAUUUUGCAGUUGCGAAAAGAAAGCCUGAAAAAAAUUCGGCUUGUACGGGAUUCGAACCCUCGACCUCUGCCAUACCAGUUUGUAAAAAACCACGGGUUUAUAACGAAUUCAACCAAUUUAACGACCUGCUUCCUGUUGGCUUGUUAGCUCAAUAGACCUUUUUACCGAUACGGCGGCCAUAUUGAAUUAAUUCGAUUUAAGGAGUAUUAUAGGAUGCCUAGGGGGCAUGAGCACAUUUCGUUUGUAUUUUCGAGCACUUUUCGGGACAUUUUUUCUUAAAGUUUUCUUAGAAUGGGAAAAAAGAUCCUUGUGCCGCGUUGACGAUGUAAUAAUGAUCGCCUUUUUCCCGAAAAUAUACAGUGAAAGACCAUAUUUCUAAUACUAAACUAGAAAAAGGCGAUCAUUAUUACAUCCAAACACGGCACAAGGAUCUUUUUUUCCCAUUAAAAUCUUAUUCUAAGAAAAAUUUAAGAAAAAAAUAUCCCGGAAAGCGCUCGAAAAUACAAACGAAAGGUGCUCAUUCCCCCUGGGCAUCCAAGGGUUCGAAUCCCGUACAAGCCUGAAUUUUUUUUCAGGCUUUCUUUUCGCAACUGCAAAAGUUGCGUCUAUAACUGCGGUGAUAUUCUCUCAUAAUUGCUUUUUACUGUUGAUAAGAGGGGGGCUUGGUACCGCUUUUACAGCAUUUUCAAUUUCAGUACACAAUCUGUAAAUUAGAAUAGAACAAUACUGUUACUUCACUUUGUUUUAAAUCCCUGAUCAAUAAAAAAAGUGGACCUCUUGCGACUGUGGGGAAGUGCGAGCGCACCCGUCGCACCCCCUCUCCCUACGGGCCUGCUUUUUAUUCCUUGCAAUUUCAUUUACAACUAUAGUUUUUUUUAUUAUUUUUAUUAUUUUCUUCAAACGGUGGUUGAUGUAAGUAGGUAUUUGACAUGAUUUGAGCCACCAUUAAUAAGGAGAUCCGAGCCGUUUGGGUAGAGAACUUGUGAUGUCAACACACCCUUCGAGUAACCGGGCCCGGUUUAUUACCUAGAAAAGUAACAAAGAAGAUACUGCAUCGAUUAGUGAUAAAAGCGAAGAAUAAUGUUUUGUGGCUUUAUAGCCAUUUACGGUCUUCUAAAAGCAUCAGAAUUUACAUGUAUGAGUCAGCUGGCACAUUGUUUAUAACCUAUGGGCUAUAAACAUACCACAAAAUCCUCUCAACAGCAAUGUGGAAGAAGAAGUCAUUGAAAGAGAGGAAGAGGAAGUCAGCGAAGAGUAUGACAGAAACCGGAAACCGCGCUAGAAAAGUCUCUGGCACCCAGGGUAAAUAUAACUCUGACUUUGCUUCCAAUUUAUCUUCGCCUCAACUAUGUGAGGAUGAGGAUAUGAAGAGUGAUGUUGUGGUAAGUUCAACCCUGAAAACGCGAAACGGCAGACAAAUAAAAGCAGUGGUUAGGCUGAAUUUUUAAGACCUCUUGAAAGAAACGAAUAUUCAGGCUGCUUCGAAAGUGUUCAAAAAAAUUGAAAACUGGAAAGUGAGAUUAAACUUAUUUUGGGGAGUCUUGAGGGUUAGCGAAAAAGGGAAAAAACUACGCUAUAAACGGCCAAAAACGUCUGCGGGACUCAAAACAUGCCCAAUUACCUGACUAAAUGUUUUUUGCUGCUUACUUGCUAAGUAGCGAUUUUUGAACUGUUUACUGACUAAGUAGCAUUUUUUCACUGUUUACUGUGACUACAGCUAUACCCCAUUGAAACCCUCAUGUGAAAACGUCACCGUUGCUAUGGCUACAUAAUAAAUCGCGCCUUGCGCAGGAAAACAACUAUUUAAGGUGGCUGAACACAGUUUUGCGGGCGGUUAGCGGUAACUCGCUUGACGGCUCGUGUUACAAACAUGGCGGCGAAAAAGCAAUGGUACACAGAAGACGAUUUCUCAAAAUCUACUCAUUAAAACUUCGUGAUACUAGUAUUUGGCAGAAUUUUUACUUGUAUUUUAAAUGAUGAGAACUUUAAAAUGGAAGUUGAACACACGAAUUUUUUGACACAUUUAAUCAUUACGGAACAGUUAUAUUAUUGAUUAUCUAAAAACUCGUGGGUUUAAGUUUGGUCAUAUAAGUUUCAAAUGGUAAUGAUUAAUUAUAAUAAGCUGUAUGCAAGUUUAUAGGAGAAUCUAAUGAGCUAAUUUUAUGCAAACUGAGCGGAAGUGAAAUUUUAAGGUUGUAUUCAAUCGCCCAUGUUGCCAUGGAAACUACGAAAACGUUACAUUUUACCUGUCGGUCAAAAUCUUUUAUCACUAUAUUAUUCACUUGCCAUGUUUUACCUUGUGAGCUGCAACCUUUCUCUUGCCAUGAUUUGGCAAAUGACAUAUACCUACAAACUGCCAAAACUGUGUUCAGACACCUUAAGUGAAAUGGUUUGGUAUUUCAUUGGUGUUUACAUAAUAAAUAGAACAUUACGAAACACGCGAAGAGAAAUUUCGUAUCUCCAAGCGGCCAUGUAAUAUCUUCUAUAUAUGGCUUAAUAAGUGAAUACACAGUAGUAGAGACACAUAUCAAAAAGCUAGAAGAUUGCGUUACGUAAAACCUGUAAAGACCUUUAUACUGUAAUGCAGUGCAGGGAGACAUCCGCUGACAACACGACCGGUGUCUGUCCCUUCUUUUAGCGCCGUUUUGUAACUCUUUGGUUAUGAUAUUAAAACAAGAAUUAACAAAUUUAACAAGCAUUGAAGGAAAAACCGAACAAUGAUUACCGAGGUUUGGGUGCUCACUUUUGUUACUGCCUGAAGGUAAGCGAGGUCUGUAUUUAAGUUCUUUGUAUUACCUUUGGGCAACAGGGCGGAAGUCAAUGCUCAUAAAUAAUUUUGAUAAAAACUGCAAUGCAUGUAGAAAUUUUGUUAAGCUUCCUUUUUGGCAAAGCGAGUUAGAUACAAAUGGAAAGAAAAUGGAUAACAGAGAUCGGCGAAGUCAUGCAUUUUGCAUCUACUUUGCUGUUACAUCAAAAUGAAAGCGGAAGUGCAAUCUAAGGCCCGUUUCAAACGUCGAUCGUGCUACUGCCGUGCCGAACUCAGUUGAUCGAGUUAAAUUCGACUUUAGCACGGCAAUAGCGCGACGUUUGAAACCAAGUUGUGCUACUGCCGUGUAGCACGGCAAGCCUUAACGUGCAACACGGCAGUAGCUCGACUUGGUUUCAAACGUCGUGCUACCGAAGUGCCGAACUCAAUUCAUAAAUUAUAAUUACAUUAGAAUACAUUUAGGAGUUUGCUAUACCGUUUCUUUCUUUUUGCGCUUUGUUUUAGGCAACAGCCGUUCUAUUCGACUGACUUAAUAUUAAAUUCGACGUCUGAAAUCAAGUCGGGCUAGUGUCGUGCUACAGUCGAGCUACAGGACCUACAGUCGAGCCAGCUAAGCACGGCAAUAGCACGACGUUUGAAACGGUCCUAACUUCUUUGCUAAUUUUACAAAUGGGAGUCUUAUAAAACAUGAUAUCUUCACGAUGAAAAACGAGGUUAAGAAGAAAAAAGAAGUUCUGCUGACUAUCUAGGUCUUGAUCGUAACCAUCUUCAUUUAAUUUAAGUGAAGCCACAUGGAUACCCUGGUUUCUGUGGAUCGACUGUAACUGCUACGUAUUGCUGAGAAGAAAGGGAAUCUCCCGGAAACUAAUUCUACCUAUUAUAUGCGUCACUAUACUAAAAUAGAUGCUACGUACUACUUCUAGGAUGUGUUUGGUGGCCAAAGCAGCAUCUGCUUUCAAGAUACCCACUUUUUUUUAAUGAAAAUAAAUUCGUUUUUAGGAGAUGUGAGAGGAAAAAGUAUCAUUUUUAUAUUAUGUUUACCUACCGGUAAUAAACUAUUUCCUCGUCAACUGAAACACUAUUAACAAGGAUAGCCAGCGCAAAAUAGUUAAAUACAGUUCUGAUGAAGAAUUUUCAAUGAUUUUUAGUACCAUGCCAUCAAGUAUGUGGAUCACUCGUGUUAUGUGGUCAGUCUUACUGUACUCUUCACUUCAAUAUCAAAGAACAAGUGGCAACAGAACAAUACCAGCGUCUUAUUACAACUGCGCCUGUUACAAUAAACACGGAUUGUUCAACCUCGCUCCCUUGCAAAGUAAAGAUGGAACACCCAGGUUUGUAAUGCAAGAAAUAGAUGCAUAAGGUGGCUGUCAUUUUGCAAAUACUUUAAAUUAGCCUUUCUUUUUUCUUCAUCCCCAGGGCUUUUCCCUUAAGAAAGGGCAAACCCUGCGGACGAGGUUGUAAUUCAUUUACAAUUCAUAGCUCGUUUAAUUUAGUUCAUAUUGUAAAUCAAGCGCAUUAGAUCUACGAUAGCGCUAUGUAAGUAAUGAUUUACAAUAUCAUUAAACCAAGCUGAACUGAAUUUAACCCUUUUCGGACGGCGAGGGUCGUUUUUUUCUCCAUAUAGAACGAUGUAUAUUUAGACCAAUUUAGUUUUCGGUUUAUGCUAUUGCGUUAGUCACCAGGAACGUCUAGCGAUAUCUUGCUUUGGAAAUUCUGAGCAAUCCUGACAGAGUUUCAAACAAGAAAAAACCAAGUAACAUUUUAGACAAAAUUCCACUGCCGAUUAUGCUAUUUACAUGCCACUCUUUGUAGACUAAAUUUCCCCCUCCCCUAAAAUAAAUAUUUGCCAAAAAUUUAAGUCCAAAUUUUGGCUUAUGCGCGUUCGCGAAGAACAAAAACCCUGCGAUUUUUACUGACUAUGCUAUUUCUGACCAAAGUGAUCUUCAAACUAUUGAUUUACUUUACUAAUUAAAUCUCUUAUUUUAUUUUUUCAACAGAUUUACCGUAGCAGGUGGAGAAAGCUGGGAUUAUUCUUAUAAUCCUUGCAGCUCAUUCUGGUGUGGAAACUCUCAAGGUCAUGAUGUGGCUGUAAGUGCUUAAAAUCUGAGACCUACAAUUUUGUUGGCCUCGCGUGAGCAUUACUCAAAAGAGAUGAAGUAGGAAAGAAAAUAAGCGGUAUAUCUAGAAAGUAUCAAUUUCGGGCCUUGUUACUCAUCUGGCAAAAACCCUGAUACAAAUUUACUAUUCAUGGAAAAAAAAGAAAGUGUUUUCAUAAGAAAAAUUUUAAGUCCCACAACACUGGUUUGGUUAUGGGCUCCUGGUUUGAGACACAAACAUCCGCGCUUUUUGUUUUGGAAAACCAAUAUGGCGGCCUUAACGUCUUGUGAAAUUGCUCUACAUGUCUCAAAAAAUCUUUCAAUAUUUCAUCCAUUGUCCAUCUCGUUUGAAUUGUGUACAUUGCCUUGCCAUCAAAUGUAGAUAACUUACUAAAGGAUGUUCCAUUUGUAAACAGUAUUAUUUACUUUAUUGUGUACAGGUAAUAGAAAACCUUUAAAAUGUACUUUAUGUGACUUUCAAUAACUAGGGUUGCUCGAUUAAUGGUCUAAUAAUUGCGUCGACGAAGGAGACGCUUUCUAAUUGAGAGGUUGGCUGUUGUUUGUGUUCGUCGGCGGCCUGUGCAUGUUCCAAGCGCGAGAAAUCGAGAAAAGAGGUUGUCGGUGUGUCGGUUCCAAAUCUGCGCCAUCUUGAAACGUCACAAAAGUAGUUCCCAGUGCGUUUCACAACCUUUGGAUCUCUGCUUCCUCGUGGUUUCCUGUUUAAUUGGGGAUCUUUCUUGCUUCUUCUUCAAAUGAAAUUCCUGCGGUGUGAGAAAUGAACUCCUCACAACUCAGUGUAGGAAAAAAAGGAUUAAGAUGCUUUGUGGGAACCGAUACAGGUGUCUAAGACCCUAGGCGACGCACCGUAUAAUCUACAAUAACUGCUAGUUUUAUGAUUUUCUCAGUUUACAACUCAGUGCUUUCAACACAUUUCAGGUUUGUAGGUGGCCUAUGAACAAUGCAAGCUACGAGGUGAUAGGAAAACAGAGCACAUUUUCAUGCGGUAAUGACAGUCAACGCCACAACAAGCCUCAAUUUGAAUACAGCUUUAACCAGUAUGUGUCGGAUUCAUUAACAAUUUAAAAAUUCAGCUUUUAUAAGAUUUGAAGAAUGAGGGGGAGAUUGAAGGGGUGUUAUCGACCGAGGUGGAUAACAUCGUCCUCGAUCGACCUCCUGCAUACUUUCACAGAUUAUGCGAAAACAGAAUUCAAUUAUUUAUUUUUUUUGAAUAUCUAAGUUCUCAGCAUAGACUCUCUUCAGUGCAUUUGCCUUUUCCUCAGCAGUUGAAGGGAUGUUUUCAAAAGUUUUUUUAUUUUCUAUAUCUCUAGUCUGUUGUUGUUUUGUUUGUUGCUGUUGUUGUUUGCUUGUUUGUUUGGGGCUGUUUUUUCAUCCGGGUGAAUAUAUAUUCCCGUCCGAGGCGACUCUCUCAUUGUCGUAACGAGGCUUUAGCGAAAAUAAAAGAAAGUGCGGCAGCACGAUGGGAAGAGGGAAGAUCCCAUCGUCCCCGCGCGCUUUCUAUUUUUUUAUUAUUCCUAUUUUUAUUGGGACACCCAGCGGGAGCCUCUGCUUUCAAACAGUUGCGGUUUUUGUCAGCGGAUUCACUAGUUUAGUGUGGACGGAUGGCCGAUUCGUGUAAAACUAAACAUAUGCAGUUUUAAAAGUAUACAAAUUCGUGUGGACAUAAGCUAAAUGUAUCAAAUAAAAAAUAAAAACAGUUCUUUUUCUCAUUACCGGUAACUGGUGAGAAACAAUCCGUUAUGAGAAUAAUAUGGUUUUUAUGACUAUAGCUUUUCUAGCAUGGUUUCUCAAUUUAGGUACAUGAUUUUUCGACGGUUGUAUUUCAGAAAUGGCUCAAAAAAAUUAACGUUAUUUUAUUCCGAUGUUACUUAGUCGUUUUGAACUUUACGAAUCACCACUGGAAGCAAGAUAACUUGAUUCUCUAAGUCAAAGUUAGCCUGCCUGCGGGCAAGCUCCAUUGGAGGCUCAAUUUUUCUCCCCCACCCCUGAGAGCCGCCCGGAGAGCUCACUCAUGUCCAGAAAUGCAUGCAAUGGCGAAAAUGGCGAAACUGGCGAAAAAUCGCCAGCCGCUGGCGAUUUGAAUUGGAUGCCAAAAGUGGCCCCUUGGAGGCUGGCGAUUUUGGUGAAAAUGGCGAUUUUGGCAAAAAUCGCCAGAGGGCUGGCGAUAUGUGGCAAAAUAUUCAAAUUGAAUGCCAAAAGUGGCCCCUUCAAAGUAGAUAACUAAAGAGGUCCUUAUAACUGUGAGGCAACUACUAAAAAAAAGUUCAAAUUACUUGCCUAAUAAGAGGCCCCAAUAACUGUGAGGCAACAUUUAUCAAAUACAACUGAAUCAAAUAUAUGACAAAACAGCUUUACCUAACUGUCAAACAACAUUAUUUUAUCAAAUACAACUGAAUCAAAUAUAUCUGAAAACAACAAAUGGAAGUCGUUUCAGUUAAGCAAAUAUGUAUUUGUGCCAUGUACUUCACAGAUUUAGUAAACAUUUCCUUACUUUCGAUGUCGCUUGACUUACCAAAAGUGAUGUGAUGCGCUGAAAUAUCACACUAGCAUCAUUUGCUUUUGUAUGGUUCAUUCCUUUCGAAGACUUACAAGUCCACUAAUUACUCGAGGAGAGAACUACCAAGUCCUUGAAAUCAUAAUAAUUCCUUGCCAUGGACACUCUAACUUUUGAGGUUCGAUGUAGACCUUAACAAUCCUCACUGGUUACAAUUCUCUUCACAUUGGUUCCAUUAAAUUGUGAGGCAGCCUUAAAUCAAAAGCGAUUGCGAAACGCAUGGUUCCUGGCUAAAAGAUGCUUUCACGAUAACCAGUGUGUGCCCUUCAUUCUUUUUUGGUUCUCCACUAUACACAUUAUCUUCUUCCGUCGUUUUAAACUCUUCACUUUCUUCUCGCACUUACUUGUUUUGCUCUUUAGAGAAACGGUCCCCUAAAAGUAACGAAAGCCGAAAUGUCCAGCAGCUUGCAUGCGCCAUUUUGAAAUGUGUGAAUUCGCUUAUUUCCAAUUUAUGCACAGGCGGCCCAGACGUAGUAUGUGUCACUGAAUGAAUAUAUUAAUAUUCACAUGGACAAAUUAAUGCGAUGAGUCGUCGAAACUGCCAUGGACUAAAAUAGUCCAAACGUCAAAAUAUAACAAAACAAAGCUAAGAUACCUUCAACUGAACGUAUCCUUGUCUUUCCUGGCCGGUUUAAGUGGCAUUUUGUUGAGUUUUGCAAUUGUAGGUACUAUCCACUAAAGAAGAAUUAAUGGCUGGCUACAAAACAAACAGACCAUCUCCACGCGCCGUCACACGAAGCGCUAUAAAUUCGACAAUAAUCGACGAAUCCGCUCCAAAUAACCAUCGGCUAAUCUGCAGGUAACGUGUGCUCCUGCUUCUGGCUCGCUUGCUCCACAAACCCAUCGCAACUGCACAAUAAUUGCUCGCUCAUCAACAACCAAUGAUGACCUUUACGCUUCGAUAUGACCGCAAACGACCAGGUUUAAUACGCGACGUGAAUAUUCAAGCUUAGCGACCGCGUUCGCGCAACAAUGCAGCACUUGCUAUGGGAGGGAUGGUACUAUUGCUUCUAGGUCAAUCGACUGACCGAAGGUUCGCUGCGUUAGUUUUGACCAGAAAACAAAAGGCGAUCGCGGGACCGUCCGUAAGUUUUCAACAGGGCAGCCCUGGUAUUCUCAGCUGCUGUCACAUUGUUCGUCCACUUUAUUUGCUUAGAUUAACAACGUCUUACUCCAUAAUACGUUGUCCAAACUGGUGAAGGAGGACGAGAAUUUUCCGCCCAGGAAAAAGGCAAAAUCUGGCCCCCGCUAUGCAGCUGAAUAGAAGAUACAGCUGAAGAUAUCGUAAAGUAAAAUUUAUGUGCGCGAUAUCUCUUUUUAUUAUUAUUAUUAUUCUCAAACGGCUCAGGGGCACCCAACGAUGAUUUCCCCCUAAAUGCAUUGAAAAAACAUUUAAGGCUGUCCAGAGUACUUUUGACCGAAAAAAUGCAUUCUAAACAGCGCUUACAUAAAUUUAGUCAGGAGGGCUAAAAGCGAAGCUAAUGAUUUAUAGUUUGCUCAUAGUAAAUAUAAAAUAUAUCGUGUAAUGCUAAGCGGAGAAGGCAACGAGACAGGGCCACUCAACGACUGUUUCCUGAAAUACUUUCAAUUGAAAACACUUUUGUAGCUAUUCAUAAAGUACUUUUAGCUCUAUAGAAAUGCAUUCUAAGUGGCACUAUAAAAUUUGCAUCUCAGUGUUCGGCGCCCGGCCAUUCUAGAGGAACUUGAGUCUUUUCGAAAUUACGAGGAAUUCAGAAUUAUUUUCCGGAAAAUUUUAGAUGCAAUUUAACGUAUUACGAAGGAGAUAAUUUUUCAGAUACCUUCUUUCAUCACAUUUUUGAAUCCGAAAAUUUUAGGAUUCCAUUUUACUCUCUACGAAAAAUAGCCUAACCCGGUGAGUGAAAUGUGAAAAAUUAAAAGUUGGAUGCCCUUGACCAGAACUGUGAAAAACAAAAAUAGGUCUAAUUGCAGCACACUUUCUUGUACAUUUCCUUGCCGUUGAUUUGCAUGACUGCAACCUGAAACGUCCAGAAAACUUCCUGGUUUUCACUUUUUAUGGAGAAAAUGUGGUACAUGUUCUUGUUCACUUUUUCCACUGCCGCUCAUUUUUUUUAGCUCCGCUAUAAGAUUCGUAUCUGUUCAGUGCUCCUAGGGCAAAUUGGAUCUUUUUAAAAAUUACAAGGGCUUCAAUACUAUUUUCCCGAUUGAUUGACCUAGAAGCAAUAGUACCAUCCCUCCCAUAGCAAGUGCUGCAUUGUUGUGGCAACGCGGUCGCUAAGCUUGAAUAUUCACGUCGCGUAUUAAACCUGGUCGUUUACGGUCAUAUCGAAGCGUAAAGGUCAUCAUUGGUUGUUAAUGAGCGAGCAAUUGUUGUGCAGUUGCGAUGGGUUUUGUGGAGCAAGCGAGCCGGAAGCAGGAGCACACGUUACCUGCAGAUUAGCCGAUGGUUAUUUGGAGCGGAUUCGUCGAUUAUUCUCGAAUUUAUAGCGCUUCGUGUGACGGCGCGUGGAGAUGGUCUGUUUGUUUUGUGGCCAGCCAUUAAUUCUUCUUUAGUGGAUAGUACCUACAAUUGCAAAACUCAACAAAAUGCCACUUAAACCGGCCAGGAAAGACAAGGAUACGUUCAGUUGAAGGUAUCUUAGCUUUGUUUUGUUAUAUUUUGACGUUUGGACUAUUUUAGUCCAUGGCAGUUUCGACGACUCAUCGCAUUAAUUUGUCCAUGUGAAUAUUAAUAUAUUCAUUCAGUGACACAUACUACGUCUGGGCCGCCUUUGAUUUAUGUAAACCUGCACGAAAUGUCACUUGUGCUCAAUACUUCACUGCAUUUAUUGAACAUAAACAUUGGAUCAAAGUAAUAACUUGUUUGUCUCUUUCAUAAAACAUAUCCUAUUCAAACUAAUUCUGUAUCUUUUCACCAACUAGAUAUAUAAAAAGAGAGUGUACAUGUUUGUCUUGUUCUUAAAAAAUGUGUCCCAUUAUUGCUUUAUGAGGUGGGGCCAGAAAUUUAGAAAAUGUAUUGUUUUUUUGCGCUGAGACCACCAAACCAAUUCUCAGUACAAUAUGUGUUCCAUUAAAUUGCUAAUGCUAAUGCUCGUCGAAACACGUCACCCGGCCUUUUUACCUUCAAGGUAUUUUAACAAUUCCGUGAGAGUCCCGGUGAACGACAUUAGUCGUUUUGCUUACAUAGAGUGACCACCAAAGUCGGCCGGGAAUGACACUAAUCGUUUUUACUUACAUAGAGUAGUUAUCCAAAAUCGACUAUUUCAACAUGCCCGCCGCGUCUAUAUAACAGCUACUAAAGCUUACACGUUCAUGUUCUGUGAAACUGCAAUGAACCAGCUCGUUUAUAUAUACUUGUACGAUUGAACGCCAUUAUAACAAACAGGAUGGAUAUACAAGGCAAUAAGGACCAUCUAAUUAUCUGAAUGCGUAGCCAAGAACCAACCUGGAUUCCUCAUAACAUAUAAUGUUGAACUGUCGCUAUUCAAACAAUGCCUAUAAGCCUGGAAAAUUAAGGAUACCUAUCUUGGAUUUUUUGGUAAGAAAGUUGCCAUGAACAUUACGAAGAUUACCAUUUACUGAUAAUCGAAUACAACUCGUUGGCCAUUCGAUUUGAAUUGAGCGAGAAAUUAGUUAUAAGUGGUAAUUCCCGACCAAACACUCUUGUCUGGGACGAAUUUCAAAUCACAAGAGGUUAUCAAUUAAAGGUAAAAGCAUUAAAAACAGAUUAAUGACACUUAAGUUACAGUAGCGUUGUCAUUAUUAGUAUACAAUUAUACUACUGGAAACAUUUUUAUAUUAAUAUGUGGUUAACUAUUUGGCAAUUAAUAGCCAUUUCAAAAGGGACCCUUUGCUAUGUCAUUUCAAUUUGUCUUGACAAAUUAGGUAUUUCAUUGAGUAAUUGCCAUUUCUGCCAAAACACGUUUUAAGAACGAGGCCAACAUGCACUCUAUAUAUUUUUUUCAUUUGUGGUUGAUGAAAAGAUACAGAAUUAGUGCACGCCAUUUUCGCCAAAAUCGUCACUUUCCAAAGGGCCCCUUUGCCAUCUCGUUUGCAUUUUUGUUUAUAAUUUGGUGAUUUCGGCGAUUAAUCGCCAUUUCCGCCAUUUUCGCCAAAUACGCCAUUUUUGCCGAAAUCGCCACUUUGCAAAGGGCCCCUUUGCCAUAUCAUUUGAAUUUUUGUUUAUAGUUUGGCAAUUUUGGCGAUUAAUAAUACCAUUUCUGCCAUUUUCGCCAAAUACGCCAUUUUCGCCGAAAUCGCCACUUUGCAAAGGGUCCCUUUGCCAUCUCAUUUGAAUUUUUGUUUACAGUUUGGCGAAUUGGCGAUUAAUAAUACCAUUUCUGCCAUUUUCGCCAAAUACGCCAUUUUCGCCGAAAUCGCCACUUUCCAAAGGGCCCCUUUGCCAUCUCAUUUGAAUUUUUGUUUAUAGUUUGGCGAUUUUGGCGAUUAAGCGCCAUUUCUGCCUUUUUCGCCAAAUACGCCAUUUUCGCCGAAAUCGCCACUUUCCAAAGGGCCCCUUUGCCAUCUCAUUUGAAUUUUUGUUUACAGUUUGGCGAUUUUGGCGAUUAAGCACCAUUUCUGCCAUUUUCGCCAAAUACGCCAUUUUCGCCGAAAUCGCCACUUUCCAAAGGGCCCCUUUUCCAUCUCAUUUGAAUUUUUGUUUAUAGUUUAGCGAUUUUGGCGAUUAAUUGCCAUUUCUGCCAUUUUCGCCAAAUACGCCAUUUUCGCCAAAAUCGCCAAUUUCCAAAGGGCCCCUUUGCCAUCUCAUUUGAAUUUUUGUUUAUAGUUUAGCGAUUUUGGCGAUUAAUUGCCAUUUCUGCCAUUUUCGCCAAAUACGCCAUUUUCGCCGAAAUUGCCACUUUCCAAAGGGCCCCUUUGCCAUCUCAUUUGAAUUUUUGUUUACAGUUUGGCGAUUUUGGCGAUUAAGUGCCAUUUCUGCCAUUUUCGCCAAAUACGCCAUUUUCGCCAAAAUCGCCACUUUCCAAAGGGCCCCUUUGCCAUCUCAUUUGAAUUUUUGUUUACAGUUUGGCGAUUUUGGCGAUUAAGCACCAUUUCUGCCAUUUUCGCCAAUGCGUGCAUUUCUGGACAUAUCUCGGAAAGCUUGCUUGCAAGCCAGUCCAAGCUGUAUAUCGGCCGUCUAAUCAUAAUGAACACUUAACACUUGAUGACUGGUUUCUCGGGAAACAGUUAAUUUUGGUAAUUUCUGGAAAUUCAUUAAACCUCGCUGUAACGGCGAUCGUCGGUCAAUAUUCGCGGGUAACAUUGCAUUGUUAUCCUCUGACGUCAUAGAUUUUUUUCAAUGUUGCCCGCUCAGAGAUUUUGGCGGGGAAACAGUUUCAUUGUUAGAUGUUAUGUGACCUUGAAGUAACCAGAAUAACAAUGGUUUAGCUGUGAUAAUAUGAAACAUGGAAAUAAAGUCAAGUAAACAAGAGCCAAUUUCAAUCCUCAGGCCAGGGUGGAAAGUGAUAAUCAAGCUUCAAUGUAAUCACACAUUGGUACGAGUCGACGAAGCAAAAUUCAGCCUUAUUCAAGAUACUGAGAGCCCCUGGGUAAGUUUUCCUGCGUGUCGUCGUUAGUAAAGUCCUUAGUAUAGUGAAAAACCGGGAACAGUGAAUUUCCUUUUUUUUUUUUCUGUCGGCAAAAAUCGUGACAAAGUAACAUGUCAUACUUUUGGUUUUCAGAUAUUUCUUCUGGAGCACAAGUGUGCCUGUGCAAAUGGUUGUGAAAAUACAUUCACUAGUACGAGUACGAGUAGUACUAGUAGUUCCACAAGUAAGUUUGCGGCGCGUCACGUUUACAUGAAGCUCUAUCCCACUAUAUCUUGGCAACAUGCAGUGUAUGCUCAACAAAGUUCUUAUUUCAUUCAUGCAGAGUAUUUCUAAAGUACGCCAAAAUCGAUUUAGCAAAAAGGCUGGCAGUGUGGUUUCAAUCUUAGGGACCAGUGCCUCUGGUCAGGUCGUAAUUUUAGUGAUGUUAUGUUCUUGAUACAUUACCGGGGUAGUCUAAAUGAAGGUGAACCUCUCCUCAGGGUCGAGAAGUGGCCGUUGAAGGGAGCCGUUAAACUAGAGGCUCAAUGAAUGUAACCGCUCUAGAUGCUAGACUGUGUGAAAAGCGGCACUCGAAAGAUAUGACAUUCUCCUCGCUACUAUUUUUCUUUCUUUCAACUAGUUCUUCAAUUUUUCAACUGUGAACAGAGAGUAUUGCAAAGAAAGAAUCACAAAAGGCAUGCAAGAACUAAGUAAGAAUGUCAAUGUCCUAAUCUUUUGCAUUGCCCUUUCUAAUCAGAAUAUCUCCUUUAUUGAAAUUUCCAGCGAGCGCCCCUAAUGACUGGAAAGACAUCGGAGUACCAGUGUGCAUCGCUGCUGGAUCCGUAUUAUUUUUUUUUUUGGCAAUCUUUAUUGUGUUCCGAUCAAUCAGUGGAGGAGACGUCAAUAGAAGAGGGAGGGAACGGGAAAGAGAAGGUCUACUAAAUGGAGAUGGAAUGGAUGGGCGAAAUGGUGACUUGAACGGUCCGCAAGCCGACGGAGAUAAUUUACAAUCUCAGCCUGUCUCAAUGACCUCUACCUCCGACACUUACUACGAUGCUAAUGAUACUAGUCUUACUGCAGUUGGAAGUUUGCCUGUUUGAGAACGAAUACGUAAAAUAUAUAUAGUACUGUCUGCAGUUAGUUAUAUAGAUAUGUAAUAUCUAAGUAUAUAGUUGUAAUUCAAACUGAUUAAUUCUUUAUUCACACUAAAGAUAUGUUCAUACAAAUUCUCCCAGCAUGCACUUGAAGCGACUUCUUAAGUAAUUGUCCUUUGUUCAAAACGUACAUGAAUACAUGUUCACGGGGGAGUCUCAUACUGCAUUUGAUUGGAUGAAGCAUUAUAUGAAAAUAAAGAUAAUAUUUAGAUUUAGCCAGGGCUUAGAGCGAAGCUCUCUUUAAUAUUAAUAGUUUCCUCAAAGAAAAUAUAAAAUCGAGUAGUAAUAAAGACAAGGUAAGGUGAAAAUAACGAGAACGGUAAAAAACAACAACAAUAGAACUAAUUAGCAAAAAAACAACUUCGCACGUGCAGCACCCUUUUUUUUUAACUAAUUAGCAAAAAAAACAACUUUGCAGCUGAAGCACACUUUUUUGAACAUUUCCUUGCCGUUGUUUUGCACAACUAAAACGUGAAACUUCUUUUAACUUCCUAUUUACACGUUUAUGGAGGAAAUGAUUGUGUUCUUGUUCACUCUGUUUUUUUCACUGCCGCUCAUUUUCACCUUGGUAGCCGCUAGCAUUUCUCAUUUUCUCACCCAAGGUAUAAUUUUUGACCUUUUUCUUCCCAGGAAAUUAGUCUCUAUUGCUAUUUAAUUCUCGUUCUAGCUCUUUCCCUGUUAUCCAAGUUAAUAUAGACAUUAAGAUCAAAAGAAUACUCAGAACACUCACCAAAUUUUCUUCACAGCAGAGCGCUUGUUUUGAAAUUUUAUCAAGACAGCGAAUUUUCAGAGAAGGUGGCGGAAAAGAGUUCACAUUUUUUGCAAAGACGAAAUAGCAACCUACUGGCUAGAAACAUAGCAAGAAUCUGAAGAAUAGCGCUAAAAAUACCACCACUCUGACCACUCGACAGAUGACAACUGCGCUAUUUGACGAUCUCUGAGGAAUAUCUUCCAGACUUGAUAUUCCAGAAUCGUCGAAAACACAUGCAAAUGAAGACGGGAUUUUUACGUCUAUCGAAGCAAGCAUAUUUUGAUGUUUGGAAGUACUUUAAAUGACAAGACACCAACAAAUGACGAUUUUUGUUGAUAAUAGGCAGGGUAAAUUAUUAAAUUGGUUUUCUUUUUGGUAUUAUGAUUUGAUGCUUACAGUUUAUUGAUUCAUCCGAUUAGUUUUUAAAAGAGGCUAGAAUUAACGCAGUUUACUUGCCUCGCCAGAACAAGGAAGAAUUAGAUAUAUAUAUGAGGCAAAG